GAUUAGCUGUAGCCGCAGGUAUUAGCCAAACAUUGGGAGACUCACGGCUAACAAGACUAACACAACAGGAGUUUUAUAACAAACUCAAAACGUAGACGACGCGAAUGAGCCGUGUCGCGUCGUUCGGUCGAGGCAACCGACUUAAGGUUUUGCAAAGUGUGUUUUGUGGAAGCUAAGUCACCGGGAAGUCUGUGGGCGGUCGAAAUCCGUCUUUUCUUUCUCUGUUUGAGGCGCUAGCAGAAGUUUCUCCUCCGUGAGACUUCCGCGGUUUGCUCGCUGAACCAGUUAUCUGAGAUAAAAGACAACCACCAAGUGUUUCCUCUUAUGCGGUCCCAGGUAUUGUGAGCCAUGCCUGGCCACAGCACAGGGGCUCCCCAGGCGUCCCGCCACCACAAACACCACGUCUCCAGCUCCAGAGCAGACAAGUACCGACCCACUCGGACUAUAUCCAGAGACAUCACGGCCAGCCAAGACGCCUACAAGGAUCCUCGCAGGGAGCAUCACCACGCUGACCACACCCGGUAUUCAGAGAACAAGUAUGGACGCAGCACAGGCCACCCGCGAAACGGCACGGGUCGAGGCUCGGAGACUAUAGGAUUUAUUCCCGGGUCGGCAGACAGCGCGCCUGCCAGCAGGCAUGCCUGUGGCUCCUGUGCCUCCAUGGGCUGGACUGGCUGCAAGGCUGUUAUCUGCUGUGUACUGACCUGUGGGUUUUAUGGCAGCCGGGAGCCCUGCCUGCCCGUUAACGAGAGCUCCACGGACCACCCCCCUAAAGCAGGCAGUGAGCCUCACCCUCCCAAUGGCAUAGCUGUGACCAAUCCCACGUGUGGCGUCCCUUUGGAGUCCAGCAAGUCUACCAAAGCCUCCAAGUUGCCCGCGAGUGACAGCUUCCGCUACCCGGAUGUGCGCAUUGCCGGUCAGACGGUGAGGUAUCCGGUCGCUGCCCCAAAGCGAACGCGCAUGCCUGGCAAGGGGGAAAGCCAGCGGCCUGUCAGCAACACCAGCCUGCUGUCCCGCGAGGACUAUGACUUGGAUGACCUGAGUGACACGGGCACAGACAUUGACUCGCUCAUCACCAAGAAGCUGCUGGAGCUUUAUGCCCUGCACCAGAUCGACCAGCUGGCCAAGUGCACCUCCGACUCCUCGUUCUCCCGCAAGACCAACGAGAUCAGCGAGCUCAUCUACAGCAUCGCGCAGGACUACAACCUGGAGGAGCAGGAGGCCGAGUGCAAGCUCGUGCACGGGGUCAUCCGCAUCAGCACGCGAAAGGGCAAGAGGAACAAGAGCCAUCCGUCGACGGGACAGCGUCCCACUGGGAGGAGCGACGGGACGCUCCCUGACAGUGGCAACGAGACCAUGACCAACACUUUAUUCAGCAGUGACUUUCCAGAGGUGAAAGUGUCGGAGCAGACGCCAUCGGACGAGCUGGCGAGGAAAAUGCGACAUUACAGCGGGAGAACGUACUCUUCCAACACCGCCACAGCCUACUCGCCCUACCAUCAUGACCCCGAAACAGACUCUUCGGGCACUCCUCUUCUGCUCUGAAGGGUGACACAGACACAGAAGCACC
Molecule: messenger RNA, 1570 nt
Organism: Anarrhichthys ocellatus (wolf-eel)
Lineage: Eukaryota; Metazoa; Chordata; Actinopteri; Perciformes; Anarhichadidae
Gene: kdf1a
Product: keratinocyte differentiation factor 1a
Exons: 4
Coding region: 349-1545 (398 amino acids)
Biological process (GO): keratinocyte development; regulation of epidermal cell division
Cellular component (GO): cell junction
Source: RefSeq, a predicted model, not a curated record